Salvia splendens (bonfire salvia) is the source of this 393-nucleotide messenger RNA. RefSeq lists its product as uncharacterized. The transcript has a single exon. The record is from RefSeq and is a predicted model, not a curated record. The coding region runs from base 1 to 393 and encodes 130 amino acids. Lineage: Eukaryota; Viridiplantae; Streptophyta; Magnoliopsida; Lamiales; Lamiaceae.
AUGGAGAAGAAGAAAUCCAGUGAAUCGAGCAAUCGCAUGAUAUGGGAUUGCGGAAGCUCGCUCUACGACUCGUUCGAGUUGAACUCGCUCCAAAAGGAGCUCGAUUCCGCCCUAGUCGCCAGAACUCUCUCGAUGCCCCAUUUAUCCGAUCGCCGCCCUCCGCCGCCGCCGGAGAACAGGAAGCAGUCGUCGAAGAUUUCUCGCUCUUUUCGUAAGCUGAUUCGAGCGGUUUUCAGGCCAAAAGGCGCCAAAAAAUCGAGUUGCGAUGAGAAAUCGGGGAACAGAUUUUACGUGGUUUAUGAUCGAGCUCCUAAAAUGGCGCAAAUUCCGGAAUAUGAGGAACUGUCGCCUAGAUUAAGAAGGUCAGCUUCUCUAGGAGUUAUUUGUUCUUGA